GCAGUUCUUCCAGAAACGUUGUUCGAGGAUGCCCAUUCCUAGGUUACAUGCAUUGCAGUUUAUAAAUGCAAAAACCGUCAAAGUUUUUUUUUUUUUUUACAAGAGAAGCCUGGUUACUUGCAUCUAUCUAGUUCCUGUCGUAUAUACCAGAUAAUAUGUUUUCCCAGCGAAGAUUGGGUGUCGCCUUAUUUUUCCUGUUGCUGAGUUUGCAAUAUGUUGUUUGUUUAGUUGAUCCAAUAUCCCUGACCAUCGGCGCCGGUGUUGGGCUUGGUGCUUGGUUUGGUGGAUUUGGUGUACUUAAAGAUCAAACUUAUUGCCGUUGGUCAGAAUGCUGCAAUGAGCGUAGUAUUAAGAGGGAUAUUGGAGAGCUGAGAAGAACACUGACGGAGAAGCUGUAUGGACAGCAUAUCGUCAUACAGCAGUUAAUUUCGGCGCUAGAAGCUCAUUUAAAUCCUCACAGUUCUUCACGCAAACCACUGGUGAUGAGUUUUCAUGGCACCCCGGGCACAGGGAAAAAUUAUGUGGCUGAUAUGAUCGCAGAGGCAUUGUACGAAAAAGGUGUGAACAGCAGAUUUAUUCACAAGUAUAGAGGAAGGUUGGAUUUUUCCAUAGAUAAUGAUGUAAAUAAGUAUAACUACCGCAUUUACUCUGACGUCACAAAAGGCAUUAACGAUUGUCCACUAUCUUUGUUUAUUUUUGAUGAAGUAGAUAAAAUGCCGCAAGGAGUUUUUGAAUCGUUAACAUCGCUAGUAGAUUACAAUGGAUUACCAGAUAAUUUGAGUGGCUCUAAGGCUAUUUUUAUUUUCAUUUCCAAUACGGCUGGUGUACAAAUUUCACAUCAACUGGCAAAAAUGCUAAAAAAUGGUGCAAUGCGUGAAAACAUCAAACUCAGUGCUUUUGAGCAGGUACUAGAGAAGGUGUCUUAUAACAUAGAAGGGGGGUUAAAGAAAGCUGGUUUAAUUGAAAAACACGUAAUUGAUCACUAUUUACCAUUCUUGCCGCUCGAAAAGCAGCAUGUUCUCAAAUGCAUAGCCGCAGAGUUUAAAAAAUGGGGCCGAAAUCCGAAGGAAGGCGUGAUAGAGUCAUUACUUCAAGAUGUGAUUACUUAUGAUCGCGAACACGGACUUUUUGCGACCUCGGGUUGUAAAACGAUAGAAAAGAAAGUAGCAACAGAAGUGUGGAUCAAUUGAAAGCCAGGGAUUUAUAUAUAAUUUUUAAUGCAUUUAUUUCUUAUAAAAGUCACACGAAAUACUAAAUAUAUGUGUAUAUUUCGUAUUACCAUGGG
Molecule: messenger RNA, 1285 nt
Organism: Rhagoletis zephyria (snowberry fruit fly)
Lineage: Eukaryota; Metazoa; Arthropoda; Insecta; Diptera; Tephritidae
Gene: Torsin
Product: torsin family member
Biological process (GO): cellular response to misfolded protein
Molecular function (GO): ATP binding; ATP hydrolysis activity
Source: RefSeq, a predicted model, not a curated record